Molecule: messenger RNA, 602 nt
Organism: Mya arenaria
Lineage: Eukaryota; Metazoa; Mollusca; Bivalvia; Myida; Myidae
Exons: 4
Coding region: 127-507 (126 amino acids)
Source: RefSeq, a predicted model, not a curated record
AAAACAAGUGACAUAAGUGGCCUCGCGUGUCAUAUCAAGCGCGUAAAAUGACAUGCAAUGAUCAAUAAGUGUAUUUAUUAGCAUAAGUUUUGAGACACGGAGUAGAAGAAAAAACAACGAAGGAUAAUGACGGUCUUAAGAGUUGUUUUUGUGUUGAUGCUAUUCAUGACGCUGUGUCAUGGAAGGAGAAGGAAUUGCAGGCGCCUCCCAGACUGCAAAUGCGGAGACUUCUGUGUGGAACGUAACAGUAACAUGAGCUGUUUGAACGGAUACAACUGUGUGUGCAAAACAGGUUGUAUCGUUUUUAACACUUUCCUACCAGCUGGAUCAAGAUCACGUGUUCAUUGCAACCUUUGUUCAUGUCCAGUAAACCCACCAAUUCCCGAUCCAACCACAGGAAUACCAGCUUGUACAAGAGUCGCAUGGUGCGACGCACCACCAGGAACAGACGUGUACCCCAGCAACCCUAGCUGCCAAAGAAGAGGCUACGGCGACCGUGACAAUUAGCUGCUGUGGAAACUUAUAAACUACCAAAUAAUAUAAUAUCCCUUUGAAGUUAGGAGCGAAUAAAAAAAAUCACAAACAUAAAAAACAUCAAACUA